Eufriesea mexicana is the source of this 1898-nucleotide messenger RNA. RefSeq names its product glycosylphosphatidylinositol anchor attachment 1 (gene GAA1). NCBI's taxonomy places the organism in Eukaryota, Metazoa, Arthropoda, Insecta, Hymenoptera, Apidae. Gene Ontology annotation, cellular component: membrane; GPI-anchor transamidase complex. The coding region runs from base 3 to 1898 and encodes 631 amino acids. The record is from RefSeq and is a predicted model, not a curated record. The transcript has 10 exons. Gene Ontology annotation, biological process: attachment of GPI anchor to protein.
CAAUGGCUUUAUUGACGGAUCCAAGAGCGGGAUCUGGAAAAAUAAUAAAAUUUUUAUUAAAAUGGGAACAACCACUAUGUUUCUUUUUAUAUAUAAGUGGCAUUGUUUGGAUAUUACUUCUUGCUUUACCGAUGUUUAAUGAUAAUACUUAUUUCUCCGAAAAUGCUUUAUUACCUGGCUUAGUUACAAAGAAAAGUAAUUUAGAGCAAACAGCAAAACAAUAUUAUGUAUACUUACUUCAUGAAAUGAAACGGUAUCCUGAUGUGAUGCCAUAUGCAUGGUUAGCUGCUAAAUUAAAUCAGCUUCAUUUAGAUGUUUUCAUACAUAAUUUCACGUUAGUGAAUCCCUUUCAAGACCAACAGUUUACAGGUCAAAAUAUAUAUGGAAUUAUAAGAGCUCCAAGAGCUGCCAGUACAGAAUCAAUUGUAGUUAGUGUACCUUUCAGACCAAUUAAUAGUAUUUAUUUGGAUACAGCACCUUCCAUUGCUCUUCUUCUUGCAUUUGCCAAAUUUUGUAGAAAACAGAAAUAUUGGGCGAAGGAUAUUAUAUUUCUAAUAACAGAACAUGAACAGUUAGGAAUACAGGCAUGGUUGGAUGCAUACCAUGGAGUUACAAGUGGUAAUGAAGGAGUACUCAUAUCUGGAGAUCUUCCUGGUCGUGCUGGUUCCAUUCAAGCUGCUAUUAAUUUGGAGCUACAUUCAAUGAAGAUUUCAUCUAUUGAUGUUAAAGUAGAAGGAUUAAAUGGACGAUUGCCCAAUUUAGACCUUUUUAAUUUGGCACAAAAUAUGAUAGCAAAGGAAGGAAUUCGUCAAUCAUUUCAGAAACGUUUUGAUGUUAAAUAUAAAAACAAAUUCAAAAAUUGGUGGUAUCAUUUCAAUACACUUCUAAUGAUGAUUACAAGUCAGGCUACUGGAAUUCCAACAGGAAAUCAUGGACUUUUCCACAGAUUUGGUAUUGAAGCAAUUACCUUAGAAGGUUUUGAAAAACCUCGUCAACAAAGUUCAGAUGGAAACUUUUACCAAGUUGGUCGUGUUGUAGAAAGUAUAGUUCGAUCAUUAAAUAAUUUAUUAGAACGUUUUCAUCAAUCUUAUUUUUUUUAUCUGCUUCCUUCAACUGAUACUUAUAUUUCUAUUGGACUUUAUAUAAGAUCAUUAGUCUUAAUUAUUGCGGGAAUAUUUAUAAAAGCAUUUUGCAUGUGGCAAAGGCUUCAAGCAUCUAAUUCUAUAGAAGAUACGAAAAACACUACCAUUAAACAAUCAAAGGAUGAUGGAUUCGAUAUUGGCAUUAUUACUUCAGAGAUAUUAUGGGCUCAUAUUUGCGGUGUUGCGAUUUUAACAUGCCCACAUCCACUUACUUAUUUUGGUAGAAAAAUGAAUUUCCAUACAGCAGAUUCUAUAUAUUUUGGUUUCGUGGCAAUAACCAUUUUAACCAUAAUGUGGCCAUUCUAUUCUAGAAGACAAAUGAAAUAUAAAACUGCAGCUUUAAUUUGUGUAAUUGCUUUAGUAGAAUUAGGUACAGUAUUAAUGUGUAUAGCAAUGCAUAAUUUUUCUCUGGCACUUCUUGCUGCUGUAAUUUAUGUACCUGUCAUUUUACCAGUAAUACCAAAACAAAAUUUUACCAAGUUUCACAAAAUGUUAUCUUUUAUGUGGAUUCUUUUACAUCCAUUUAUGAUUGCAAGUUUAUUCAUAAUGUGUUAUGCAUAUAUCAAUUUUUCUUCAAAUUCCAUUUUGUCCAUUUUAUUCCAUGGAUAUCGUGCUAUUAAGCAAGCAUUGGUUUUCAGUAUUAUGGAUUCAAUGAUUUAUGGAAAUUGGUUGUAUAACGUAACAGUUUCUACAAUAUUUCCUAUAUGGUUUUUAUUUUGGAACAUUUUACAUUCUAAAAUUGAUGCAGAUUCUUAA